Labeo rohita (rohu) is the source of this 2744-nucleotide messenger RNA. RefSeq names its product gap junction protein, alpha 5a (gene gja5a). The coding region runs from base 273 to 1478 and encodes 401 amino acids. Gene Ontology annotation, cellular component: connexin complex. The transcript has 2 exons. Gene Ontology annotation, biological process: cell communication. The record is from RefSeq and is a predicted model, not a curated record. Lineage: Eukaryota; Metazoa; Chordata; Actinopteri; Cypriniformes; Cyprinidae.
UACUUGUGCUCUAUUCCCACAGUGGGACGGGCACAAGGGGGUCUGUGCUUUAUAUGAACUCCAGUAUUGCUGGAGUGUUUUCUAUAGAGAUACGCUGCCAUUUUUCUCCAUUACAUACAGACACCAUCAACCAGAGCUGGGCUACAUCUACAAGACCCCCGGGCCACAGAAUAACAGCACACUCAUUCAUCUGAAGAGGACAAGACCAUAGAAGAUUCAAGCAAAGACAGUCUCAUAAGUCAGAAGUCAGACAGUAGUGUUGUCGUGGAGUGAUGGGGGACUGGAGUCUCUUGGGUAAUUUUCUGGAGGAGGUGCAGGAGCACUCCACAUCAGUGGGGAAGGUGUGGUUGACCGUGCUGUUUAUCUUCCGUAUCCUGGUGCUGGGUACGGCGGCGGAGUCAUCGUGGGGCGACGAGCAGUCCGACUUCAUGUGUGACACACUACAACCCGGUUGCACUAACGUCUGUUAUGACCGAGCUUUCCCCAUUGCCCAUAUCCGCUACUGGGUGCUGCAGAUCGUCUUCGUAUCGACACCAUCCCUCAUAUACAUGGGUCAUGCCAUGCACACCGUCCGCAUGGAGGAGAAGCGGAAACGGAAGGAGCAGGAGGAGAAGGGUGAGGAGGGAAAAGGUGAGAAGGAGUAUUUGGAACAGUCAGAGAAACCCGAAGAUGCAAAGACAAAGAUCCGCCUAAAGGGGGCGCUGCUGCAAACUUACGUCCUGAGUAUUGUGAUCCGCUUGGUCAUGGAAGUGACUUUCAUUGUUAUCCAGUACUGGAUGUAUGGAAUCUUCCUGAAUGCUCUGUAUCCUUGUGAAAUGACACCUUGUCCCAAUCGUGUGAAUUGUUACAUGUCACGUCCAACGGAGAAAAACGUCUUUAUUGUGUUUAUGCUGGCGGUGGCAGCAGUUUCACUGUUCCUGAGCGUGCUAGAACUAUACCACCUCGGAUGGAAACAGUGCAAGCGAUGCCUUCGAAAAUACGCUGACAAACACUCCAAUGAUGUCAAAAGCAAAAGCACCAAAGUUGUUUCUGUAGUCCAACCCGGCAAGAUGAGUAUUCCAAUGGAUCUGCCUGAGUCGACUCAGCAACAUCCCUCUCAAACCUGCACCCCACCCCCAGAUUUCAAUCAGUGCCUAGCAUCAAACCAACGUCCAACAUCACCUCCGCAUCUUCAUCACCAACAUCUUCAUCAUAUACACCAAAACUGCCAGCCCUUCACCAACCGCCUGGCCCACCAGCAGAAUUCCGUCAACAUGGCCACCGAGUGGCAUCACCAAAGCCACAAUGAUCUAGAGCCAGCUGUGGACUUCCUGCAGAUGACCUACGAGAGCCCUGAGGUCCAAGUACCGGGUGAGAUGACACCCAGCGCCCCUUCCACGCCAUCCUCCCAAGCAGGCUGCUUCAGAGACAAGCGUCGGCUUAGCAAGACUAGUGGUACUAGUAGUAACCGAGUCAGACCAGGUGAUCUGGCCGUGUAGGUUGGGUUAGAGGACCGUCCCGGAGGAAGAGAAGCUGGGAGUGUGAACUAGCCUUAAAAUGAGAGAUAUACACUACCAGUCAAAAGACUUUUAAUGCCUUUUUAAGAACGCUCUUCUGCUCACCAAGCCUGCAUUUAUUUGAUCCAAAAUACAGCAGAAACAGUAAUAUUUCGAAAUAUUUUUACUAUUUAAAAUAACUGCUUUCUAUUUGAAUAUAUUUUAAAAUGUCAUUUUUUUCUGUGAUCAAAGCUACAUUUUCAGCAUCAUUACUCCAGUCUUCAGUGUCACAUGAUCCUUUAAAAAUCAACUAAUAUGCUGAUUUGCUGUUCAAGAAACAUUUAUUAUUAUUAUUAUCAAUAUUUAAAACAGUACAUUUUUAAGGACUGUUUGAUAAAUAGAAAGAUCCAAAGAUCAACAUUUAUUUGAAAUAUAAAUAAUAUUGUAACAUUAUACACUACCAUUCAAAAACUUUUUAAUAAUAAUAAAAACAUAAAAAAAUUUUAUAUAAAAAAAGAAUAAAAGCAAAUUAAUAAUAAGAAAUGCUUUUGGAGCAGCAAAUCAGAAUAUUAGAAUGAUUUCGGAAGGAUCAUGUGACUGGAGUAAUGAUACUAAAAAUGCAGCUUUGUAACCACAGGAAUAAACUACAUUUUAAAAUAUAUUCAUAUAGAAAACAGUUAUUUUAAACAGUAAAUAUAUAUUUCACAAUUUUACAGUUUUUGCUGUACUUUGGAUCAAAUAAAUGCGGGCUUGGUAAGCAGAAGAGACUUCUUUGAAAAAAAAAAAAAACAGUAAAAAUCUUACUGUUCAAAAACUUUUGACUGGUAUUGUAGAUGCGAGGGGCGUGCAUGCUUGUGUGUUGGUACUACAAGAUGGGACUGGGAUAAGAAAGACUUAAAUAACACCAUGAAUCAGAGGAUAAUGGGAGUGUGUAAAACAGAGAGAGAAUCUGUAUCAGAGCAUUUAAUCUGGUUUCAUUGAAACUGUUGUUGUAAGUGUAUGUAGAUUUUUAUAGGGUGGAUCAAAUAAUCCUGAAUAAAGGGUGUUGAUAUGUUUAGAUGAAUGGAAGAUGAAAGGACUGCUGAAAUAAAUUUGUGACAUUGACAAGAUAGUACUGGAUAGUUUUGCACACUUAUAAGGUUCAUAUAUUAAGAAAAACAGUUUUAAAAUUCUUUAUUUGAGCCAAAAAGCAAUAAAGCACUUAUCAAACACAAGAUCAUAGCAAAAAGUAAGUAAAUAAAUAAAUAAAAAAAAAAAAAAAAAAAAAAA